GGCCUGUGGGAGGCAGAAUAGUGACCUUCCAGAGAUGUCGACGUCCUGAGCCUCAGACCCUCCCAAGGAGACCCAUUUUGGACUUGUGACCUCUGGAAUGAGAACCUGGUGCCUGCCCCAGCCCUAGCCCUGGGGAAAUGAAAGUCAGGCUGGGGUUCAAAUGAGGGCAGUUUCCCUUCCUGCGGGCGGCUGAUGGAACAACCCCAUGACUAGAAGGACCCAGCCUCUGAGCGGCCACACACCGUGUGUCUCUCUGUCCUGCCGGCACUGAGGACUCAUCCAUCUGCACAGCUGGGGCCACUGGGAGGAGACGCCAUGACCCCCACCCUCAUGGUCCUGUUCUGCUUAGGGCUGAGUCUGGGCCCCAGGACCUGUGUGCAGGCAGGGCCCCUCCCCAAACCCACCGUCUGGGCUGAGCCUGGCUCUGUGAUCAGCUGGGGGAGCCCCGUGACCAUCUGGUGUCAGGGAACCCUGGACGCUCAGGAGUACCGUCUGGAUAAAGAAGGAAGCUCAGCACCCUGGGACAUACAGAACCCACUGGAGCCCAGGAACAAGGCCAAGUUCUCCAUUCCAUCCAUGACACAGCACUAUGCAGGGAGAUACCGCUGUUACUAUCACAGCCAUCCAGACUGGUCAGAGGACAGCGACCCCCUGGACCUGGUGAUGACAGGAGCCUACAGCAAACCCAUCCUCUCAGUCCUGCCGAGUCCUCUUGUGACCUCAGGAGAGAGCGUGACCCUGCUGUGUCAGUCACGGAGCCCGAUGGACACUUUCCUUCUGUUUAAGGAGGGGGCAGCCCAUCCCCUGCCGCGUCUGAGAUCAGAGCAUGGAGCUCAGCUGCACCGGGCUGAAUUCCCCAUGGGUCCUGUGACCUCAGUGCAUGGGGGGACCUACAGGUGCAUCAGCUCACGCAGCUUCUCCCACUACCUGCUGUCACGCCCCAGUGACCCCGUGGAGCUCACAGUCUUAGGAUCCUUGGAGAGUCCCAGCCCCUCACCCACAAGGUCCAUCUCAGCAGCUGCAGGCCCUGAGGACCAGCCCCUCAUGCCUACAGGGUCAGACCCCCAGAGUGGUCUGAGAAGGCACUGGGAGGUACUGAUCGGGGUCUUGGUGGUCUCCAUCCUGCUUCUCUCCCUCCUCUUCUUUCUCCUCCUCCAACACUGGCGUCAGGGCAAACACAGGACAUCAGCCCAGAGACAGGCUGAUUUCCAACGUCCUCCAGGGGCUGCAGAGCCAGAGCCCAAGGAUGGGGGUCUACAGAGGAGGUCUAGCCCAGCUGCUGACGUCCAGGGAGAAAACCCCACAGAUGCUGCCAUGAAGGACACACAGCCUGAGGACGGGGUGGAGCUGGACAGUCGGCAGAGCCCACAUGAUGAAGACCCCCAGACAGUGACACAUGCCCGGGUGAAACACUCCAGACCUAGGAGAGAAAUGGCCUCCCCUCCCUCCCCACUGUCCGAGGAAUUCCUGGACACAAAGGACACACAGGCGGAAGAGGCCAGGCAGAUGGACACUCAGGCUGCUACAUCUGAAGCCCCCCAGGAUGUGACCUAUGCCCAGCUGCAGAGCUUGACCCUCAGACGGGAGGCAACUGAGCCUCCUCCACCCCAGAAACGGGAACCUUCAGUUGAGCCCAGUGUCUACGCCACUCUGGCAUCCACUAAUCCAGGGAGGACCCAGACCCCACAAACCACGGAGACUCAAGACCCCAGAAGGCAUGGAAGUUGCCCCCAGUGGACAUCAUUGAACCCCAGCCAGCCCAGACCCCUAACACAGACCACUAGAAGAUUCUGGGAACUUUGGGCUUCACCUGAUUCUGCAAAGAUAAAUAGUAUCCCUGCAUUAUCAAAAUAAAGUAGCAGACUUCUCAGUUC
This is a messenger RNA of Mandrillus leucophaeus (drill), 1874 nucleotides long. It is a transcript of the gene LILRB4, whose product is annotated as leukocyte immunoglobulin-like receptor, subfamily B (with TM and ITIM domains), member 4. Gene Ontology annotation, biological process: cytokine-mediated signaling pathway. Gene Ontology annotation, molecular function: inhibitory MHC class I receptor activity. The record is from RefSeq and is a predicted model, not a curated record. Lineage: Eukaryota; Metazoa; Chordata; Mammalia; Primates; Cercopithecidae. The coding region runs from base 316 to 1854 and encodes 512 amino acids. The transcript is spliced from 14 exons.